GAUUAUCUGUUUCUUACGCGUGGACUUCAAAUUCUGCAUCGGGGUUCUGCAGUCUGCGUUCUGCGGUCUGCGUGGCAAUGCUACCCGAGUCUUUCUGACUGUCAUGCCUCUCAUCUUCAAUGCUACGGAAUGACCUGGACUUGGAGGCUUGGACCCAUCAGCAUCAGCAUCAGCAUCCCUUGGCCGCCUCCACAUGCACGGAUCGCACGUCCACUCCUGCCUGGUCGGCCUCUAGAGCUGCAGUCCUCUCUGUAAGAAGGCAAGCAAGGGAAAAAGCUGGACUGGGACACUCGUAAACUGGAGAUGGCUAUGCCGCCAUGGUGGCGGAUGGACGUGCGCCGGAGCUAGAUGGUAGUCGCAGCAGGUUGUUGGUUGUUGGUUGUUUGGAUUCCAUGACAGCUGAGUCGCAAAGUUUCGCGCUGGUUUUGGUGCAAUCCACCGUUAGAGCCUCCAUGCCAGUAUCGGGCGACCCGGCAGGGCGUGGCUGCCAAUCACAGGCGGCGCUGGGGCCCAAUGACAGAUGGACCAGACGACCUGGUGCAGCCUGCGUUGCACUCUGUCCUGACCGGCGAUGCAAUCGAUCAGGACCACGACCAAGAGGGGCGGCGUCUUGCAGGACGGAGGUCUGGGGGGGGGUCUCGCUGAACGAUGCAGGUGACCCAGGCGGGACAAGGGCUUUGGGCAAGGUGCAUCAUGGCCUGCGUACCGUGUACACGAGACCAGGUACCGCGCCGCGUCCCGAGGUACAGUACCUGCUCCCCACCUUGUUCCAACGUCGCCCUGCGGUGCUGCAACGUCCCUGUCCCGCUGUGGCUCUUCCACCGUCGCCGCCGUCGCCGCCUCCUCCACAACUCACACCUCGCCCACCACUACCACGACCAUUACCACGACCACUCGGCCAUCUCGACCACACACACACUCUUCUCGCACGCACUCCCGGGCUUGACCUUGACCUUGAAUCUCCCCGACACCUCCUCCUCCGCCUCCAACGGGCCCCUCCAGCCGUACUCCGUACUCCGUACCCAGCAAAAAGAACCCGCCCCGAAGCGCAGCCUUGCCAUUUGCCUAGGGAUGCGGACGCGGGCACAGGCAGACCUGGGCGUGAUGUGAAUGCACACACCUGCCUCUGCGCAUGCGCCUCAAGCCCCGACUCCCUCCUCCUCUUAUUCUCGACGCUGGAGCCCUACCUGCGUAUCCCCCUCUCACAUUCUCCCAACUACCGCUGCGGCUACUGCUUCUUCUCCUGCACGUCACCUCGUUCGAACACUCCUCUUUCUUCUGAGCCCUCCUUCUCCCCGCAUCGAGCUCGUGCCCUUGCUCUUUCGCUUCUUGUUGUCGCUCGAGGUGCCCGGUCCUCCAGCAGCCUAAAAGAGUCCCCCGUCGCCAAGAGGCCAGGACGACCCCACGAACCGCGAACCACGUCCCACGCCUCCCGCCAACUUCGACUUCUUUCAGCCUCCCCCCCAACAAACUCGUCUUCAAGUCCCGCCAUCUUCCCCAGUUGACUCCUGCUCGGGGCUUGUGGCCUGUCUACCGUUUCUUGCCAUUGCGUGCGCCCACGUCGGUGCUUUGUCGCUCCCACGGAUUCUACCCCAGUCACGGUUUCGCAAUGUGCUAGAAGCACCAAGCUCCCUCAACGAAUCUUCGUGUUUGUGGUAUUAGCAUC
Messenger RNA from Ilyonectria robusta, 1666 nucleotides. RefSeq lists its product as uncharacterized. NCBI's taxonomy places the organism in Eukaryota, Fungi, Ascomycota, Sordariomycetes, Hypocreales, Nectriaceae. The coding region runs from base 318 to 1505 and encodes 395 amino acids. The transcript has 3 exons. The record is from RefSeq and is a predicted model, not a curated record.